Messenger RNA from Durotheca rogersii, 1599 nucleotides. RefSeq lists its product as uncharacterized. Bases 652 to 1230 code for a protein of 192 amino acids. Lineage: Eukaryota; Fungi; Ascomycota; Sordariomycetes; Xylariales; Xylariaceae. The record is from RefSeq and is a predicted model, not a curated record. The transcript has a single exon.
AGGGAGAGGGAGGGAGGCAGGGAAAGCAUGCGUGGCGUGUGUGCGUGUGUGCGUGUGCGUGUGCGUGUGAGAGGGUCUGUGAGAGGAAGGAGACCCGCGAGAAAACGGGUGUCGAGAACCAGCUCCUACCGCCCCACGAUUUGUGUAGGCGAGCAUGGGAUGAAGCUAUCGGCACACCAGUGGCCGAAUGGGGUGAAGAAUGUGUGCGAAGGGUUACGGGCUGAGCGCGCGGGAUCGAGAUCGCGGCCGAGGCUUACGACAAAUGAGAGUGUUGCUGCGCGUGGGUUGCUUCAUCUCGUGUCUCUUGCCGGGAUGCGUCUGUUUCCGAGCUCGCCGCUCUUCUUCACGCGAUGUACCUUUGACGUUCUCGACGCUCCGUUGCCGGUAAUAUCAGGCGUGCUUGCUCGAAUCUAGAACAUAAUAGGCGGAGGCGAGGAUGUCUUGUCUGCUCAUCCGCCUCGUCUCCUUCUUACUCACUCACACACCCACAUACACACCCACAUAUACAUACACAGGCACACACACACGCAGACAUACACACACGCAGACAUACACACACGCAGGGUACAUAACCGCUCACGCACACUCACUAGGGGCGAACGAGCUCCCGAAAUAGACCGGCCUCGGCUACGAUCACCCAGCGUGCCGACGAUGAUGCGAUUCCUGCCUGGGUAUAUUUGUCAAAAAGAAAGAAACAGGAAGAAAAAGAAAAUAUCCCGGGCAGCCCAUCAUCUACCUACCUCCCUACUAUGGGGAGGUGGUUAUCGGGGCGUCGGACCACUAGACAGUAGUGAAAGGGGACGCGGGAGCCAAGAAGGGCUGGCAGCCGUGAGCCAAUCAGGGUCGAUAGGAUUAGGAGAGGGUAGGGCGCCGCAAUCGACUUUUCAGCCCGGGAUCGAGAGUCUUGGCGUCCCCCCAAGCCACGAACCCCAGACUCUGGAGCCCAUCAGAUGUUUUUCUUUGAUUAGGUAUAUUUCCAUUUUUGCAUCCACUUUUGAAUGUGGUCGACUCGCAGCCCCUCCUACCCCCCACCAGCGAGACCCGGUAUCGUGGGAUCGUAGUAUUCCGAAUGACUUGACUGUCAGAUGUCACCUAGUCAGUCGCUCCGUCGGGCAGUCGUUCGGUAGGUUGAUGAACCGCAUGGCUCCCGAGACGGCCACAGGCCAGAUUCGAGACUCGGCGGAAGCAGGACGAAGAAAAGGGGAAUGGAUCCACAUGCUACGCUAUUGAUAGUCGUCAUUGUGGGACAAGAUCGAGAUUGGGGGAAGCGAGCGAGAGAGAGAGAGAGGGGGGACGAGAGAAAUAAGUGAGUGAGAGAGAGAGAGCGAGAGAGGGCGAGCGAGCGAAUCUGGCUGGUUGGGUAGGAUAGGGUCAGGUAGCAUGGCGGCGGCGGCGGUGGUAGGGUAGGCUACCACAUAGGUGUACGUGCGUACAUACGGACGAACACGGCGGCAACAAGAAGAAUGGGGUUAGAAAAUGAUAGUAAUAAAAAUGACAGAACCCCAUGAGAGCACCGUCAACGAAGGCGACGACGACAACAUCGACGACCUACAUGCAUAAAAGCAGAGAACCAUCCAGCCACGAGGUUUGGGUGGGAUA